Molecule: messenger RNA, 2261 nt
Organism: Callorhinchus milii (elephant shark)
Lineage: Eukaryota; Metazoa; Chordata; Chondrichthyes; Chimaeriformes; Callorhinchidae
Gene: hells
Product: helicase, lymphoid specific
Exons: 8
Biological process (GO): DNA methylation-dependent constitutive heterochromatin formation; lymphocyte proliferation; pericentric heterochromatin formation
Cellular component (GO): pericentric heterochromatin; nucleus
Molecular function (GO): chromatin binding
Source: RefSeq, a predicted model, not a curated record
CACAGGCCAGUGCUGGAUGUCGCUAUCCCUCAAGAUAAGGAGAUUAAUCUGAAGCUGCAGAACGUGCUGAUGCUUCUCAGGAAGUGCUGUAACCACCCAUACCUCAUUGAGUACCCGCUAGACUCCAGCACCCAGCAAUUUAAGAUCGAUGAAAAUUUGGUGAAAACUUCUGGGAAGUUUCUCAUCUUGGAUCGAAUGCUGCCAGAGCUCAAAAAAAGAGGACACAAGGUGCUGUUAUUUUCACAAAUGACCUUAAUGCUGGACGUUCUGAUGGACUUCUGUUACCUGAGGGACUACAAGUACAGCCGUCUGGAUGGCUCCAUGUCCUACUCUGACCGGGAGGAAAAUAUAAAACAUUUCAACACAGAUCCUGAUGUAUUCAUCUUCCUGUUGAGCACUCGAGCUGGGGGACUGGGCAUUAACCUGACUGCGGCAGACACCGUUAUUAUAUAUGAUAGUGACUGGAAUCCUCAGGCGGAUAUUCAGGCUCAAGAUCGCUGUCAUCGGAUCGGCCAGACCAAGCCGGUGGUCAUUUACCGGCUGGUCACCGCCAACACCAUUGACGAGCAGAUUGUGGAGAAAGCCACAGCCAAGCGACGGCUCGAGAAGCUCGUCAUUCACAAAAACAAGUUUAAAGGUGGCAGGUCAGGAAUGACCCAUUCCAAGAGCUGCCUGGAUCCCACUGAACUAAUGGAACUCCUGAAGUCCCGUGACCACGAGAGAGAGGUAAAGGGAACCACUGAGAGGGUGAUGAGCGACUCUGACCUGCAGUCCCUGCUGGAUCGCACUGAUAUGAUGGACAAAAUGAAAAGAAAUGUGGAAGUGAAAACCCAGAGAGAUAAUAUCUUCAGAGUGCUGCAGAGCGAGGCCGAGAAUGUGGAAAUUCGUCUGUCAGGGCUGUGAGAGCAGCUGUGGACAGCUUCCCUCACGCCACAGGCUCACACACGCACCCUGUACAGUCAGCAAUUGUGGCUAGUCUCUCUGCCCGGUAGUCAGAGCUUUAGCAAAGUGCAUUUUUAGUUUACUUUUAGCUGAGCUACAAGACUUGGCACAGAUGGAGAGGCAGAGUCCUUGUGUGCGAUAUUCCUGCACGUUACUGUGGUGAGCUGUUCUGCUCCAGUGUUAAGUUAAACCAUGACUCCCUCUCCUGUCUGGGAUCGUAGUGUGCUCACAGAGACCAUGGCUCUAUACUGUAGCUUCUCUAAUAGAACUGGUGAUGGGUGAAUAGAGUGAAAUAUUUAUACUUUGUGCAUAAGAUCUGGAAUUGUAAUCCUUGCUGUUACAUACCUGCUCUCCUCCUGACAGCAGUGUACUGUUCAGGCCUCAGAUUGGGAGGGAAUGUUAUAGAUGUGAUUUUCCCUGGAAUUGAUCAGCUGCACCUUAGCAAGAGCGUGUGACAACUGCAAUUGAGGAGUGAAGCCAGUUUGGAACUUUAUAACUAUCAUCUCCUACCCCCCACCACCCCCACAACAAUCUCUGCAGAGACUGUCCCAGUGCGUUAGCAAUGUCCCUACCCCAAUUUCUGCAGACACCGUGUUACCAUUGUCCCUUCCCCAAUCACUGCAGACACUGGUCCAGUACGACGCUCUCUGAUUCUCAUCUACUUUAAAUCCAGUGUAGAUAUUUUAUUCUGUUUACUAUCCAUCAUAUUGGAACAAUUAUCCAGUUUCUUAUAUGGCCCCAUUUCCCUACCCCUUUCUCUCUUUCUCUGUUCAUGACUAGCUUGCUGUCUCUUCUCUUUCUAGCUCCCUUCUUUCUCUCUGUCAAGUUCACACUUUUUUUCUUACUCUGGGUUUUAUUUAUACUCAGGGUCACUGAUAGCCCUUAGAAUUCCUUGUGACAGAGGGUUGUUUCUGUGAACUGAACACGCUGCUCUGGGAGCUGUAGUUGGCUGGAGCCUCGUUCGCUCAGGCAGUGAUGUGGAGCGUUGCUCCCACUGUGUUCAGGACCAUGUUGUUAUUUGUUUUUGGUAUGGGGCUGUCAGCGGAUUUUAAUUUUGGGGGAGUGUGCGUGGAACGCUCUAGUUUGCGGGACUCAGUUUAAAUAAUUAGCCAGCGAGCUGUUAAGUGAAGCUCGCUCUGUCCAUGGCUGGGAAUCCAGGACAGAACUGGGUGUUCGAGGUCAGACCCUGCCCAAGUGAUUGUUUUCAACACUGUACCUGCCAGGCCCUGAGAUCAGCUGCUCCUUAGCCUACGAGGGCUUGGGACGCUGAUGUAUAAAAACUGUACAAAAUGUUUUAAUUAAAAAAAAGUUAAUUUUAA